GCAAGCAAGCAAGUCGGCGGUCAAAUUUUUUUGCUGGGAUACCGUCUUUAAAGUUUAAACUGUUCGUACCAAAUCUUCCUCGUUCCAGCUUUCCCCAUUUAUUUCUUCUUCUUCUUCUUGGCUCCAUUCUCUCUGCAACUCUGGCCUACCUUCCAACCUCAGCUUUACCAAAUCCAGAUUCACAGCCAAAAUAGCAAUCCAAUUCCAACGCUUCCAUUGUCACCCUCGAAAAAUGAAAACUAAGCGUAAACUCUCUUCUUCCUCAUCAGUUGAUGCCGCUGCUGUAGUCAUGAAGCCCCGCUCCAAACAAACCACGGAGAGAAGUAGACCUGAACCGACUAGUUGUUUCGCUUGUUGGUGCCUACAGCUCUUCUGGCCGCGGGUCGUCGUCCGCAAGCUACUCAACAUCACCGCCAAGGACUCCGAUUACAGCGCCGACUCCGACUCCGAUUCCGGCUCCGGCUCCGAUUCCGAUCCCCCUUCCGAUUCCGAAGAGAUUGGGCAAGGAAGAAGCAGAGCCGCAUCGAGGUUUGGACGCGAGAACAGAGAAGGCGACGCACAGAUCGAUCCCAGCGAUGCACUUCCGAGGUCAAGGAGACGGAAGUCAGAGACUUUCAGGGCACAGUACAUAAAUACAAAGGAGCUCAGAGUACGAGUUGCUACAUGGAACGUUGGAGGCAAAUUACCACCAGAUGACCUGGAUAUCGAUGAUUGGGUUAAUACUCAUGACCCUGCAGAUAUAUAUGUACUCGGGCUUCAGGAAAUUGUACCAUUGAAUGCUGGGAAUAUCUUUGGCGCUGAAGAUAAUAGGCCAGUCCCUAAGUGGGAAAAUAUUGUACGGGACACUCUAAACAGAAUUAGACCGAUGAAGACAAAGGUUAAAUGCUAUAGUGAUCCAGCUUCUCCAUCAAAAUUUUAUCCAUCUGAUGAGGUUCUAGGUGUUGAAGAAGAGCUUAUACUCGAAAGCGAUAGUGAUAUUGGAGAGGAAGUUCAUCCUUUGGAUGAUGAUUCCUAUGGUAUUGAUGAAACGAAAGAUAAGUUACGCUUUGGUGAUGGGCACAUGGGUACCAUACAUGAAGAAGUGGACCUGGAGAGGCAAACUUCUCGAAGGAGAUUAGAUCGAAUGAAUUGCAUUCGCAACGAGGAUGAAUCACCAGAAAAUUUAGAGGAAUCUGUGGUAAACCAACAACAACAAUGUAGAAUAUUGACUAGAGUGCUAAGUGGUUCUGAAAGGAUUGGUUUGAGUUGGCCUGAGCAACCAUUGAACCUGCUGUCUCAACAUAGUUUACAGAGACCAGGCUCCUUCAAAUCAAUAAAAACGUUUACUGCAACCAAGUCCUUUGGAAGAUACAACUCUUUUAAGUCCGUGUCAAAUGAUAUGCAAUCAGGGUUGGCUUUGCUCACUGAGAUUGACCUGGAAUCACUCUUGAAACGUAAGAGAAGAUCUUCUUAUGUGAGGAUAGUUAGUAAGCAAAUGGUUGGAGUGUUCGUCACUAUUUGGGUUCGUAGGAGCUUGCGCAAGCAUAUUCAGAAUGUCAAGGUUUCGACAGUCGGUGUUGGUGUUAUGGGCUAUAUUGGCAACAAGGGAUCAAUAUCAGUGAGCAUGUCUGUAUACCAGACGCCUUUCUGCUUUGUUUGUUCCCACCUGACUUCUGGCGAAAAGGAUGGGGAUGAGCUCAAAAGAAAUGCUGAUGUGUAUGAAAUACAUAGAAGAACACAUUUCCAUUCUAUUUCAGGGAUUGGGCUUCCUAAAAGCAUCAAGGAUCAUGAAAGAGUUAUAUGGUUGGGCGAUCUCAAUUACCGUAUCAAUUUGUCAUACGAUAGAACACGGGAACUUAUUGCCCGAAAGGAGUGGUCAAAGCUAGCUGAAUAUGACCAGCUCACAAAAGAACUUAGAAAAGGCCGUGCGUUUGAUGGAUGGCGAGAAGGUAAACUAGUCUUUCCACCAACAUAUAAGUACGAACUCAACUCAGAUAGAUACUACGGAGAGGAUCCAAAGGCUGGGAGGCGUACUCCUGCAUGGUGUGACCGCAUCCUUUCUCGCGGGAAAGGAUUCAGGCUGCUGAACUACAGGAGAACCGAGCUCAAGUUCUCCGACCAUCGACCAGUGAGUGCCACAUACAUGGUGGAGGUCGAGGUGUUCUGUCCCAAGAAGCUACAACGUGCGCUCACCAUCACCGACGCAGAGAUUGAGAACGAGGAAGUGGAGAUUGGGAUCGAUAUUGGAAUGAGCUACUUGCAACUCGACAAGCUUCAAGUUCCAAGUACCACGUCCGAUCAAGUCAAUUCCAUUGAUCUCUAUCUUACACUCAACUCCUCCGUUGCUCUACCAUCGACCAUGUUCCUCCUCAAGACAUGGAGACAGACCGCUUUCGGUGUUUUUGGGUACAUGAACUUCACCAAGUCCGCUUUCCUGGAGCAUGCAAAGCAAUUCAAGCCAGAGGAUAUGGAGAAGAGAAUCGAUGGGAAGAACUGUGUAGUAACAGGAGCGAAUUCCGGGAUUGGUUAUGCCACUGCUGAAGGGCUUGCUUCACGGUGGGACUAUCUAGAUUCCAGCCUCUUUCUGUUAAUCUGCUUGAUACAUUUGAAAAUUUGUGUCAGUUUUGAUCUUACUGAUGUUUUCUAUUUCCAGUGGGGCGACUGUCUACAUGGUUUGCCGAAGCAAGGAGAGAGGGGAAGCUGCACUUUCCGAAAUCCGAUCUUCCACAGGGAACCCAAAUGUUCAUUUGGAGUGCUGUAUUUCUCAAGUUUGCUUAUUACAUUUAGCUCGCAGGUUUGUGACCUUUCAUCGAUCAACGAUAUCAAGUCUUUCGCAGCCAGAUUUUCUUCCAAGGAAGUACCUGUUCAUGUGUUGGUCAACAAUGCUGGUUUGCUGGAGAAUAGCAAGAUCACAACCUCAGAAGGAUUUGAACUGAAUUUUGCUGUGAAUGUGUUGGGCACUUACACCAUGACUGAACUCAUGCGGCCCAUGUUGGAGAAAGCUGCACCUGAUUCACGCGUCAUAACAGUUUCCUCCGGGGGAAUGUACACUACUCCCUUGACCACUGAUCUCCAGUUUUCAGAUGGAAACUUCGACGGAGUAGCACAGUAUGCUCGAAACAAGCGAGCUCAGGUGGCAUUAACCGAAAACUGGGCAGAAAUGUACAAGGACAAAGGAAUAUCAUUUUACUCGAUGCAUCCUGGUUGGGCUGAGACCCCUGGAGUUGCCAAGAGCUUGCCUAGUUUCAAUGAAAGGUUUGCUGGGAAGUUAAGAACGAAGGAAGAAGGUGCAGACACUGUUGUUUGGUUAGCUUUGCAGCCCAAAGAGAAGUUGACAUCUGGUGCAUUCUACUUCGAUCGUGCUGAAGCUCCAAAGCAUCUGACCUUCUCUGCUACCAAGGGCUCUCACGCAUUGAUUGGUUCCAUUGUUGAUGCUCUACGAUCCUUGGCCAAGAUUUCGUGAAUAAGUUUAGUGAAGUUGCAGCAAGUGUAUAUUUAUGGGGAAAUCAUUCAAACCCGUUAUCUCAAAUGCAUGCUACUCUGUUUUGUACCUUGUCGAGUGAUGUAAUUGUAGGAGAAUAUUGUCAAAAGUGAAAUAAAGGUAUCCUUUUUAGUGUAUUUUUCAAAUUUGUCGUGCUAAUAAUACUUCAUUUUACUCUAUUUUGGUGCAUCAGAAAUUAGUUUUCUUGUUGGGGACAUUAGCUAUCGAACGAACAAUCCAACGAACUUCUUAUUACCAAGGAUUGACUAUAUAUAUGUUACACUAUCAA
Molecule: messenger RNA, 3749 nt
Organism: Linum tenue
Lineage: Eukaryota; Viridiplantae; Streptophyta; Magnoliopsida; Malpighiales; Linaceae
Source: the annotation of a GenBank genome assembly